CGAAAAGUUACUUCGUGUUCGUGUUUUCAGUUCAUGCGAGUGUCAAUAUGUAAUACAGUGUAUUUGAUGUUUCAUUUGCUCACCACCUCAACUUGAUGCUCUAUUGCAUGCUUGCACUCGGUUUAUGAUCAAUGUUCAUAUAAGUGACAACAGCAACGAGAAUCGUGGGACACACUUUGUACAAUUGUAAUUUGUUUGCUGAGGAACGAUUACCCAAACGGAUUGGACUGUAGGACGAUAUGGAUGAUGAUGCAGAGUUACUUGCGUCCUUGAUAGAUGAUCAAGACACUGAUUGUGACAAUGACAGUGUCCCAACUAGCAUGGCAGCUGAUGCUAUACCAUCAUCAGUUAGUAGCUCCAGUUCACAACAGGACUCGAAGCAGGCUAACCUUGACGCCAUGAUGGCGAAAAUGGCUGAAAUGCAGCAGCAGAUUUCAACGCUUCAGUCGCAGUUGGCUUCGAAACCAAGUGAUGCAGGAAGUAGUCAGCAGAAGUCGACGUCAACAUCAACUGCACAGCAGCAAGCGUUGCGGGGCGCUCAGCAGUGUCCUGCAAGCAGUCCCGCCGCUCGACCAUCGCCUGACGCUCUGUUUCGGCAAUCUGGCGGCAGAAUGGCACAUACUGUUUCCAGCACACAGAGCUCACAAGCGUCAAGUACUUCCCAAUCCAGUCGUCGUCAGCAAUCCAGUGAACGACGGCAGACGGCUACCUCCACAUCAUCAUCAUCGUCGUCGACUCAGCGCACUGGCAGUGUGCGGCAAUCUGCUGAUGACAAGUCAGUGAAAGAGAUCUUCUCUGGCCUGCAUUUAAUAAACCCUUCCAUCUCAUCCACUGUUAUGAGCCAGCGCAUGGAGAAUCGGCGUAUGAUUCGGAUACCCCGGCUGGUCAACGAGAAACCGUCCGACUCACAACUGGGAGACAGUUGGGUGACGAUUGGUGUACUCAUCAAGAAGAAUGUCAAGCAAUCAGCCAAGGGAACCAAUUAUUCGAUUUGGACUCUGUCAGAUUUAUCAUCGUCAACAGCUAACUUCUCCUUGUUCCUGUUUGGCAAGGCACACUCUGAGCAUUGGAAAAUGUCCGAAUGCACAGUGGUGGCAGUAUUAGCUCCAGGCAGCAUGGACAAGGCGGGCUCUGACGUGGCGUUCAAGAUCGGUGAACCUGAGAAGCUGAUGCAACUGGGCCAAUCACGUGAUGCCGGAUAUUGCAAGUCAGUUACUAAAGCUGGUAACAAGUGCCGCUCUAUCAUCAACAAGUCAACAUGUGAGUUCUGUGAAUACCAUGUGCAGGCCGAAUACCGCCGUGUCAGUGCUAAGAGAAUGGAGUGUCAGGGAUCAAGCCAAAAGCCGCAGAGCAAGAACAUCAUGGAGCGUGUUAUAGGUAAAAACAAGAUGGUGAGCUAUGGUGGACAGUCAUAUGGUGCGCCAAGUCGCACAGCACGUGAUCUCCAAGGCAUCAAAUCCACAGGGCCCAUGGCGAAGAGCAGCCUCCACCAAAUGUCAGUGCCCAACUCCGCUGCUGCUCUCAAGGAGCUUGAUAGCCUUCGCAAGAGCAAGCCAGCACAGCCCGCUACACGUGCGACAGGCCAAGUAAUGUGCUCAUCUGCCAGCAAGCCUAGUUCACAAGUCAUGUGCCCAUCUACCAGCAAGCCUACUUCACAAGUCUUCCAACAAAUGAUACAAGCUGAUUCUCCCGGUGCACGCUUACUCCGUGGUGCACAGCGUUCUACAGGGUCAGAUGGGGGUGAUGGUAGCGGAGGUGAUCAAAUCCGUACUGCGCGAGAUAUGCUGUUUGAUGAAGACAAGGAGCAUGGUCACGUCAGAGCUGGUAUGGGUAACUUGCCAUAUGAGAGCACUAUCAAGUCAAAACUAAAGUCAGGAAAGAAGAGCUCCAGUCAGCAGUCAACACCCUCAUCCCGUCCUGAGCUAGGCGGUGCUGGCAAACAGAGUCAGUCGCGCAGUUCUAAGUCUGCUUCAAAGUCAAGUCAAUCUCAAUCCGGCAGCGCAUCCUUCUCCGAUGCCUUGGGCAGCAGCAGUUCAAGCGGCUCAAUGGCUGGCUCAAAGCGGAAGAGUACAACCUCAUCAGCAGCUGGUGAUAGAAAGCGUCGUAGUCAAGGUAGCUCAGCGUUAUUUGAUGAUCAUGUGGAUAUUCCUCUCGGCGGCGAGGCAUUCUGUGAUGAUCAGAUGACGAUGCAGAGCGCAUUUGACGACGAUGAUUCCUUAGAUCGCUACGUCAAGACACCCGCUGUAAAGACGUGUACUCCUUCCACCGGUGCGCCUGUCCUUGGACGAGGUCUGGUAAAGGAUGGCGAGGCGACAUCAUCGGCGGCAGCACCCGGCAGUGUUGAUGUAGUCUUGCCAUCGUCAUCUUCACCCAUGUCAGCGCCUACAAAGUCCAAUGAGAUCCACACAAGGCGGCAGCAAGAUGCUAUGGAGCGUGCGAUAACAGCUGUGCAAAAAUCUGGCGGCUUAGCAACUGUUGAUCCCAAUGCUGUCCCUGGGAAACGAGCAGCAGUUGCUGGAAAUCCCAGAGAAAGCCAGAAAAGCAAGACAGCAAUUGCCAAUGCAAUUGCGCCGCCAGCAAGUAGCUCGAAUAAGAAGAGAAGUUUGUCCGCACUGAUGGAGAUGUCUGAUUCCGAUGUGCAGCGUGUCAGCAAGGCAAAGUCCUCACACUAUGACGAGGCAAAACUUCUCGAGCUGGAACAGCAGGAGAGAUAUUUCAAUAAACUGGAGCGUAAGGAAGACAUGGAGAACAAAAUGAAGACUGUGAUGGAGAUCAAGGUCAAGGUGGUUCAGUGCAAGGAGUGCUCGUAUACAGCUGAAAGUGCAUCAAAGCGGUGCUCCACAGAACACAAGGAGAAGCUGGUCUGGUCGCAAACGAUGAAACGCUUUUUCGAGUGUGAGGGCUGCAAGCAACGGGAAAUGACGUAUGGAGGUGCAUGGCCCACUGUUGUGUGCAAGUGUGGCUUGUCCAACUAUCGCCGUGUCUCCAUGUUUAAGGAGAAGUCGUACAAACCUACAGAGUUUGAAUGGAACAGUAGCUCACUCCUGAUUCGAGGAGUUGAACAUUCGAAAUUCGUCAGCGGCUAGGAGACUCACUUCUGUCCAAAUUCUUGGUACAUAAAUGCCCCAGUUCAACUAUUCACACGAACCUUUCGUCCGCAAGUUUAAAUUUAUUUUAGAGACCAAUUUGGAUAAGAUUAUUUAGCUCACUUUCCCUAGUUAUUUUUCUAAUAUUUGUUUGACUCUGCUGACUCUUUUCAAUUCUUUGCCUACUUCCUCCGGCUUGAGAACAACUGCUGCAAAAUACAUGCACAUAUAGACAUGGUAAAUGAGUAGCCUAUUUUUUUGCUGUGUAUGUUGUGCCGGCGCUGAUGUUGUUCGUCAUGCUUGCAUGUAUCAUGGACUAGUCUAGGUACAUUGUUUAUUAGAUGCUGACUACCUGAGCGUACUUUCAUGGUGUUUUUGUUUUGUUUUUGUUUUUUCGGGAUCAUGUAUUUCACUGGUGAUGACCAAGGGCUGGAUGUUUAAAUCUGAUCCCUUUGUGUUUGUUUUCUCGCAAGAGAACGUGUGGAGACAGAAAAGUACGAUCAUGUA
Sycon ciliatum is the source of this 3593-nucleotide messenger RNA. RefSeq names its product protein MCM10 homolog. Bases 240 to 3086 code for a protein of 948 amino acids. Gene Ontology annotation, cellular component: nuclear replication fork; nucleus. The transcript is spliced from 18 exons. Gene Ontology annotation, molecular function: single-stranded DNA binding; DNA replication origin binding. The record is from RefSeq and is a predicted model, not a curated record. NCBI's taxonomy places the organism in Eukaryota, Metazoa, Porifera, Calcarea, Leucosolenida, Sycettidae. Gene Ontology annotation, biological process: DNA replication initiation; DNA replication.